UACUUUAUAAUCUAUCUAAUGGACAAUUCGCUGUUCCAUCUGUCAGUGGACAGUGUUGUCCACCAACUAGUGAAUUUACAAUCAACAAAAUAAAUCAAAAUAAAGGAAUAAUGUUUGGAGGAGUAGUAACUAAUGAUGGUCUUACUACAGUUACUAAUAAUAUGUACAUAUUUAAUGUGACACAUAAUACAAUACAUUGGGAGAAUAUUAAAAAAGGAUCAAUAUCUGGUGAGGGACUCUGGACUAAGGAGAGAUAUGAUCAUGCUGGUGCUAUUAUCAAUGGUGACUCUACCUCACCUGCACUAGUAGUGAUUGGUGGACGGGAUGAGUACAAUCAACUAGUGACUGAAUGUUUAUUAUUUGAUAAUAUCACUACUGGUCAGUUCAGUUGUAAGAAGGUAUGUGUACAUGUACAUGU
This is a messenger RNA of Amphimedon queenslandica, 418 nucleotides long. RefSeq lists its product as uncharacterized. The transcript is spliced from 3 exons. Gene Ontology annotation, molecular function: protein binding. NCBI's taxonomy places the organism in Eukaryota, Metazoa, Porifera, Demospongiae, Haplosclerida, Niphatidae. The record is from RefSeq and is a predicted model, not a curated record. The annotation marks the transcript as partial.